AUGAACGUGGGGACGGCGCACAGCGAGGUGAACCCCAACACGCGCGUGAUGAACAGCCGUGGCAUCUGGCUGUCCUACGUGCUGGGCAUCGGCCUCCUGCACGUCGUGCUGCUCAGCAUCCCCUUCUUCAGCGUGCCCGUGGUCUGGACCCUCACCAACAUCAUCCACAACAUGAGCAUGUACAUCUUCCUGCACACGGUGAAAGGAACUCCCUUCGAGACCCCUGACCAGGGCAAGGCUCGGCUGCUCACCCACUGGGAGCAGAUGGACUACGGAGUGCAGUUCACAGCCUCCCGCAAGUUCCUCACCAUCAUGCCCAUCGUCCUGUAUUUCCUAACCAGCUUCUAUACCAAGUACGACCGGAUACACUUCAUCAUCAACACCAUCUCCCUGAUGAGCGUCCUGAUCCCCAAACUGCCUCAGCUCCACGGGGUGAGGAUCUUUGGCAUCAACAAGUACUGAGCCCGAGCGGCCGAGGGGCACUGGAAUUCCUCCUCUCCAGCCCUUUGCCUCCCCCCACACGGACUGGGAUGUGAUUUCCCAGUGGCUGUUCAGGCAGAUCCCA
Messenger RNA from Acanthisitta chloris (rifleman), 565 nucleotides. RefSeq names its product ORM1-like protein 3. The transcript is spliced from 3 exons. Gene Ontology annotation, cellular component: endoplasmic reticulum membrane. Gene Ontology annotation, biological process: intracellular sphingolipid homeostasis; ceramide metabolic process; negative regulation of ceramide biosynthetic process. The coding region runs from base 1 to 462 and encodes 153 amino acids. NCBI's taxonomy places the organism in Eukaryota, Metazoa, Chordata, Aves, Passeriformes, Acanthisittidae. The record is from RefSeq and is a predicted model, not a curated record.